This is a messenger RNA of Struthio camelus australis, 2820 nucleotides long. The record is from RefSeq and is a predicted model, not a curated record. NCBI's taxonomy places the organism in Eukaryota, Metazoa, Chordata, Aves, Struthioniformes, Struthionidae.
AUGUAUAACGCCGCGGGACUUGCUCCCACCAUUGAGAUCUUCAACAGCACCUAUUCUCAGGUCUUCUACUUCAAAAUGAAACUGCAAACUGAAGACAAUGCAAGUACUUGGGACAUUGAUAUCCCCAGAGAAAACAUUACAUAUAAUACCGAUGUUGCUCCAAUAGAGGAAUGGUUCGUAAAAUUCAGAAUGCAUCAUGGAUUGAAUAUGUUUACCACUGAAGGAACAUUACUGGAUGUUCUCAGAGAACCAAUUCUUCAGUGGGAACUUGGUGAAAAAAUAUCCCCUGAACGCCUUGAUACUGUGAUACCUCAUGUAAUAAAUAUCACAUUGUCAGAAUCUCCUUGUGCUAAUGAUGUGGUAGUUAUUGCUCUCAUCUGUAAUGCUGAAGCUCAAGGUGUAUAUGUUGGCAUUACCUAUUCUGGAUUUGCAUAUGACAAGACAAAGUGGUUCAAUAUGACAAACAGCUUGUGUCCCGAACAGGAGGAUGUCUGUGAUGGCCUGUCACUUGUGAAUAUAAUCUUAACAAAUCACCAUUUAAUAGUCCUCACAACAAUGGGCUUAUUCAUCAGUGAAGAUCUAUGCCGUCCUACUGGAAAAAUCCUAAAAUUCAGUAACGUGAGCUUUUGUGGCUUCGAAAUGGUAAGAAACCUGGCAAUACAGUCUGUUUUCAGUGUUCAUGUUUACAAAUCUCUUUACAUCAGUGAAUAUUUAUUUGAAAGUAUUUCAACUGUUGGGGAUAAAACAGCUCAAACGUUUAUCAUCUUAACGUGGAGACGUUUUAGGGUGUCAACCUGCUUUUAUAGUUAUGAACCCUUCCGUAAGUGGGAAAGUUGCCUUCCUGGAAGAUUCUAUGGCAGAAAGAGAUCUUCCAAAAGAGCGAUAGCAUUUCUGAUUGAUUAUGAGCAGAAUACAGGAAUCGGUAUUUAUAGGGUUCAGAAAAAGUCAGUGGUUGCUGUUUUGAAGAUAAGAAAACACAAGCUGACUAAGAAAACAAAAUUUCCAGUGUUUGAAUUUCCAAACACUCAUUUUUUGCCAUAUGGAAUGUUUUUCCACCCACAGACUCAUUUUCUCUAUGUUUAUGGAAAUGAGGUGUGGUUAUCCAGUGAUGGAGGCAAUUCUUUUCAGUUAUUAAUCAGUCUGGAAACAUAUGCCAAGUCUGUGACUUCAACAAGAAGUGUUUUCAGUUUAUACUAUGACCACUUGGGAGCUUUGAAGCUAAUUACUUUUAAUGAGUCAAAUUCUGACAGGCUGGACUUUGAACCUGGUAAAGCUGUGUUUCAGUCACUGAAUAACUUGGCUCAGAGCACCUUCUUCCAGCCAGUUGGAGCAGCUCUGGUAGUCGGUGAUUUCCCACUGAAAUAUUCUCCAAGUUAUUUAUCCUCUGUCAUUGUAAACGUUCUGGAGAAGUUCCCCAUUGAAUCUGAAGGAAACAGUCCCUGCAUAAAACAUACGAUAACUGUUAUGAAGGGCUUAAAUGACAAUAACGUAACACUCCACCUUUCUAAUCCUGCUGCUAGAGAGAGCCUUCAUUUAGUGAGCCACUUGGGAGUGACUAAUAUCCCCGAAGGCAGAGGCCUAAGCAUGUCAUUGGCACAUAGUCUGUUUAUGCUCUUGCACGACGUUGCUGGCCAGAGGCUCUGUGGCCGUAAAAAUGGAUUUAGAGUCACUGAUGUGGAAAAGACAGUGGUGAUUCCAGGCAGCAGUAGCUUCCUAAUCACAGGUGUUCUGAACAAUCAGACUGCGACAGCAGAGCCCACUAUGCCUAACAAGGUGCCUUUCAACAGAAGCUUUACAUCCAAGCAAUGGUUCAUGCAUGACUUUGGUACUGUAAAUGGAAAAAAAUGGGAACUGAAGUUAGACACGUGCAGAUAUUCAAUACAAGAGUACAAUCAUAUAGCAAAGAAUAUCAUUAAAUACUUGGAUCUGGACACAAUUUACAAUUUCACAUUCCGAGUAACCCCUCAAUAUACAGCCUAUCCAAUGUUUCAAAUGCGACUAAUAAACCUUGUCAUUGGCAAUCCAUUGCUACUGGAAGUGACUACAAGAGAGUACUGGGAUGAAAUUGAUAGCUACAUACUGGAAUUCUCUGUUUACAACAAAUUUUACAAGCAAGGUAAAUCUUCAAUAGCUGUGAUUGUCCCAGAAGCAUCAUGUAUUUGUGAUACAUCAGCAUUUAUUGUAACACUGAAGACUGGCUGCUUAUAUGGGAAAUCAAUUCAUUACAUUUCUCCAGUUCCAGUGACUGCUGAACUGUGGCUACAGAAAGCUCCAAGAGAUGAAAAUGGUUUUCUUCUCCUAAAGGAACUGCCGGUAAACUACAGACCGCCAUCUGUACAUGGAAUAGCUAUUCCACUCAGUGAUAACUUUUAUAAUGCAGACCCCAGCAAACCAAGAAUGAGGAACUAUUUUAAGAGCUCAAAAGCUUCUGGAUUCUACAAGAAGUGUGCUAACAAGUCAUCUAGAGCUGAAUGCAACUGUACCCUGGCUGAGAAAAUGUCCUCACUUGCAGCUUUAUCAGACUGUACAGAGAAGGGAUCAGAGCUUUUCCAUUUCAAGGUAUCAACUGUUCCUGGAAUUUCCCACUGUAACCUAUCUGAUGAAUUUCAGAUUUAUGUUGAUGAUGUUCCACUGGCCUUUCCAGGACAAUAUCUUAUUAGUGCUUUAACAGCUUUAUUAAUAGGGAGCAUUAUCUUUGUGGCAUUUCUUGUACAACUGUAUGAUAUAAACAUAUGGGAUGAAGUCAAACAUAAAUUCGGACGAUUCAACAAAGUAUCACCAUCACUAACUUCAAAUACUGCAACUGCUACUUCUGCCUAG